AUGAAAAACAAGUUAAUUGAAAAGUGGAGCGGAAAGGAUUGUGAAGAAUGGGCAGGCGAGAUUGGUCUUUCGAAAAAUACAAAGAAAAUUCUAAAGAAAUUUACAGGAUCAGAUUUAAUCUCGAUUUACAAUGAAUGUGGAGGAGAUAUUGAAAAAUUACACGAAUACUUUAAUGGAGAAAUUAAACCGUUUGGUGAAUUGAAAAAGUUUCAAUUUCAACUCGAAAGAAUUCGAGAUAAUUUAAUGACUUAUAAUGAAAAUUUUGCAAAAUAUGAAAAAGUGAGAGAAGAGAAAAAGAAGAAGAAGAAAUCGAGCGGAUUUUUUAUUACCAAGUCGACAGCAUCUGUGUUGGGAGGAGGUUUUAUUGACGAUCCAUACAUGUUCACUCGAGAGAGUAUUCUGCAACAGACCCCAGAAGAAGUGGGCAAUUUGAUGUCCAUGCUUUGGAAAGCAUCUCUUGCAAAGAAUAAGACAUCCGUAACUCAACAACAAAUCGACUCGGUCACGAAUGAUUUGAAACAGUGCAUGAUAAAAAUGGAAAUUGAUGGAGAAGUCUUUCUAGAAAUGCAAACAGCUGGAGAUUGGACUUUUUGUUUUGAAAAAGAAUUGGUGAGGUAUUUGGACCAAGUGGAGUUGUUCUCGUUUAUUGUGUAUGAUUAUUUGCCUCUAAAGAAGGAAUAA
Naegleria lovaniensis is the source of this 681-nucleotide messenger RNA. RefSeq lists its product as uncharacterized. The coding region runs from base 1 to 681 and encodes 226 amino acids. The record is from RefSeq and is a predicted model, not a curated record. The transcript is spliced from 4 exons. NCBI's taxonomy places the organism in Eukaryota, Heterolobosea, Eutetramitea, Acrasida, Naegleriidae.